Messenger RNA from Arabis nemorensis, 3285 nucleotides. NCBI's taxonomy places the organism in Eukaryota, Viridiplantae, Streptophyta, Magnoliopsida, Brassicales, Brassicaceae. The record is from the annotation of a GenBank genome assembly.
AUGGAGUCAGAAACAAAGACACUCGCUAGUAAUGUGGCUCGAGAGAUUUUAGUCAUCUCUAAUUCUGACUCCACUGUUGAUGAUUGCAAAGCAGCAGUCACAUAUCUCGAAUCGGUUAAGGCAGGUAAUGUUGGGGCUUUGUCACAAGUUUCGUUUCUUCUUGUGGAAAACGACUGGCCUCUACAAGUUCGUACGUAUGCCUCUAAAAUGCUGCAGUAUUUGGUUAGACUGCGGUGGGAUGAAUUGAGCCCCUCUGAGCACAUGGAUAUUAAGGGCGCCUCCUUUGAACUGAUGUCUGAGGUAGCUAAUCCUUGCGAAGAAUGCCCAAUGAAAAGUGAAACAGUCGCUCUUGUAGCUGAGAUAUUUGAAAGGGCAGAUCCGGAGAUGUGGCAGGAAAUGUUUCUCUCACUAGUUUCCCUGUCCUCUCGAGGCCCUUUACAGGCAGAAUUGACUUUGAUGGUGGUGAAACGGCUUUCUGAAUAUCAUAUAGAUCAUAUUAAGGAGUUGGAAGACAAGAAGCAUAGGUAUCUGACGCAGGGGCUUCCUGAUAUUUUGGUUUGGUUGCAUGAUCUUCUUGAAAAACACUUUGAGGCUGCAAGGAAUGCAGAAGGGCGGCAGAAGGUUGAGUUGGUAAAGCAGCAUUCAGAUGCAGUUGUUGCUUGUUUGAAUGCCAUCAACUUAUUCGCAGAAUGGGCUCCAGUUUUAUAUCUUUCUGAAUACAGAAUUGUUGACCAGUGUGCAUCCCUACUUUCUUCUAGCGAGUUCUGCCAUCUUGCUUGUAUGUUCUUCAAACUUAUCUGUUCAAGACUGAUGACUAGUUCUGGUGUUAUAAAUGGAAGUGAAUACGACUUUGCUGAACGUAUCUGUAAAAUUAUGGUUUCUCUAGGCUCCACAAAUUUACAGUGCAUCUUCGCAGAUAGCGGUGCCCUGGCUCUUUAUCUGAAACAGAUGCUCGAGUAUCAACACUUUAAGUUCGGUCUCCACUUUGGGUCACUGUUCUUCUGGCUGGCGUUGAUGGAGAAUUUAAUCCCAGACCCCAAAGCUCCUAACCCAGGUGGAAAGGGAUCAGCAAGUGAGAUUGUCAAUAGUUCUGGGCACCUAGAUGGGGGAAAAAGGGAGCUUUUACGCCGUAUCGAUGAUGAUACCGCUAGCACAAUUUUGGAUGUUUCUUUCCAACGGUCCAAUAAGAAGGACGAAGUCCCUCCUGGAACAAACCUUUCCCUUGAACUAUCAGACUGUAAAGAUAAAGAAGAGUUUUGCAAGUACCAGCGGAGGCUUUUUGGUUUGAUCAAACUCAUCUCUUCUCACAAGCCCAUCAUUGCCAGUAAAAAAAUAUCCUCCAGAACGACCAUGCUUAUUAAAAAUAUAUCGGUUCCUUCGGCGCCUUUUCAGUAUGCAGCUGCUAUGAAGAUCCAGAGUACUGCUUUGGAAAGUAUUAUGCGUAGCCUUUUCUGUGGAUCAAAUGAGUUUGCUGGUGGUAGUUCUGAAGUUCAUUUUCAACUCCAAGUGAUAUUUGAGGACUUGCUUCAGGAGCUUCUUUAUGUAAAAUGGACUGAACCAAUACUUAUUCAAGCACACGGGGAUUAUCUAAAUGCGAUGAUUCCUUUCCUCAAGUUUUUGCCAGAUGCGGUUGGAAGUGUUAUCAACAAGAUGUUUGCACUUCUUGCCUCUCUUCCACCAGUUAGUCAUACAUGUAAAGUUACAAGAUUAAGCAUCUGCUCAUCUUUGACGCGUGUAGCCAAAGCUGCUGACAAAAGCAUUAUUCCUCACUUGAAGGGUCUAGCUGAUACAAUGGCACAUAUGCAAAAAGAAGGAACUUUGCUCCCUGGUGAGCAUAGUAGUCUUGUGGAAGCUUUUUUUGCUAUGACUUCUGCGUCAGGAGCUGAAGCGCAGCAAGAUAAUUUUGCUUCGUUAAUAGAACCAGUGCGCCAACAGUGGACUCAACCAGAGUGGCAAAAUGAAUAUCUAUCUAGUCCCUCUGGUUUUGUUCGUUUGUGCUCCAACCCGGCCUUAAUGUGGUCUAUUCUCAACACAGUCGUGCUCUUUGAGAACGCUCUCAAGGGAUGCAGAUUCAAGAAAAGGAAGUUGAACAGAAGCUCUGAGAUGAGUCCUCUGGCUUGUCACCUUUCUUGGAUACUACCACCCCUCUUAAAACUGUUUCGUGUCAUCAAUUCUCUGUCUUCUCCUGCUGUAUAUCAAACAUUACCCACAAAAUCCAAAGCAGCAAUGAAGAUACUGGAAUUCGAGUUACAGAGCGUCCGAGGAAUCUGGAGCCGUAAACCACCAAAGGGCUUAUUUACUUAUUCCAGUCAAGGAAGCACCUCUGAUAUUCAAAAUUGGCUGAAAGCUAUUCGUGAUAGCGGAUACCGUGUAUUGCAUCUCUCUGUAACUAUGGGGGACACGUUCCACACAUCCAUUGAUGCUAAUUCCGUUGCAGUGGCAUUCAUGGAGAAUAUGUGGUGGAUGGAAUUCAGACAUAUAAAGCAGCUCAUCAAUUCCUUUGUAGUUUAUCUUGUCAAAGACUGUCCUGCAGAUAAGUGGAAGUCAUGGCUUGAAGUACUCCUAGUCCCUUUAUUGACACACUGUCAGCGAGCUCUUAGCUCCUCGUGGACUAGUUUUCUGCGCCACGGCACAGCCAAUGUUCCAGAUCUGCGCAGCUUUGAAGGUGAAAAGAACUUCAAACAGCUGGAACAAAAGCUGCUCAUAGAUUUGACUCGGGCCACUGCGGAUUUGCUUUCAAAGAUGUCUGCUCCAGAAUUAAACACAGGGAUUCCUACUUUGAAGCACUCAGACGAACUUGUUUAUGGUGAAAUCUCUUUUCUCAAGGAUUUUCAUGCGCUUAAAUCCAGCUCUUUGUCUCCUCUUGAGUUGCAGAAAGUUGACCCAUCCAGUAUUGCAGUUUUGUUUACAAGCCUGCACCUGGACAGAUGGUGGAACAAUCAACAAUCACCAAGCGUUAUUCAUCUAGCCAUAAUGACAAACAACGAAGAGCUCAGAGAGUUUGUUUCAAAAGAUUUGUUUCAUGCACUCAUCAUGAGUUUGACCAUAGCUGACAAUAUGAAAAACAGUUCCAUUUUAGUUGGUAUGUGCAGUGAAAUAUUUGUUUAUCUUUCCCAGAGGCACCAAGCUCCACGACAGGUUUUGCUGUCACUCCCUCGUCUCACUCCCGAUGAUCUGCGUGCUUUUGAAAAAGCUUUGGCAGGAACUUCUGAGCCCAAAAAACAGAAGCAACUUACGAGAAGCCUCUUGUCAUUAGCUAUUGGGAUUAGCUUAAAUAACAGUUAA